CUUUAUUCCUGAGUUGGUCAGUGGGACUUGAUCAUUGAACUUGAAGCCCCGAAUCGUAUAAUGUUUUUAUUAUAUCGUUGUUAACAACAUUAAAAAAGGAACUCUGAGGAAGAGAUACCGACAAGCAUAUAUCUACAUCAUACUUGCACAUUUGCCUUGCAAAAAAAUUUGAUCAGUUCGCUAUCAACGAACUUAAGAAGAAUACCAAUUUGAUAUUUACGCAAGUUGACGGAAUAGACGCGGAUUCUACGUGUGCAACGCUUGCACGACUAGCGAUUGAACAUGCUUUAAUCUUACCUCUUUCGUGGGAAUUGUGUACACGAUUGGGAUUGCUGGUAACUCGUGAAUUUCAGUAAAGAAUAAUAGAAAAAAAAAAAACAAAAUGCUUCCGCCAACAUACGUCGAGGGAUUCCAUGACUUGGAAGCGGUUAACAAGAUGGAAUACAGACCCCUUGGAAACACGGGACUGUUGGUCAGCAAGCUAUCUUUCGGUGGCGGUGCGCUCGGCUGUCAUUACGGUAAAUACAAUGAAGAAGAAGCUAUAGCGGCGGUGAGGGAGGCUUUUAGGAAAGGUGUAAACUACAUCGAUACUGCACCAUGGUACGGUCAGGGUCAAUCCGAGAGAGUGAUUGGCAAGGCUCUGAAAGGGAUUCCGCGGCAAGCCUAUUACGUGGCAACCAAAGUGGGAAGAUACGAACUAGACUAUGAGAAGAUGUUCGACUUCUCUAUCGAGAAAACCAGGAAAAGUUUUCACAAAAGCCUAGAGCUACUCGGGGUGGAUUACGUCGAUGUGAUUCAAGUACACGACAUUGAGUUCGCACCGUCGCUGGAUAUCGUUCUGUCGCAAACUUUACCAGAACUUUCUAGACAAGUAGCGGACGGAAAGGCGAAAUACAUCGGGAUUACCGGGUACCCGGUUUCGAUCCUGAAGGAAUGCAUCGAGAAAAGCAACAUCAAAAUACAGUGUAUACUGAGCUAUGCGCGACUAACUAUGAUCGACGAUACUCUUCUGAGUUACAUACCCUUCUUCAAGGAACGCAACAUCGGAAUAAUCAAUGCCGCCGCCCCAGCUUUGGGUUUACUGACAAGCCAAGGUCCACCCGAUUGGCACCCAGCUUCGGAGGAUACUAAGAAAAUCUGCUCAGAGGCCGCAGAAUAUUGCAAAGGCCACAACGUCGAAUUGGGUAAACUCGCGGUCUGGUAUUCUAUGCAGUACGAGGAUGUAACCACACACUUAAUCGGCAUGCAAAGUCUAAAACUUGUGCACUCGAAUGUUGAUGUUAUGAUAAACGGUAUAACGAAAAGUGAAAAACAAGUUUUAUCUGCGAUAAAGGAUAAAUACCUUUCGAAAUUGAAAGUGAAGCAUUGGGAAGGAUUCGAAAUAGACAAUUACUGGAAGGCGAUGAAAAAGUAGAAAAAUAUAUUGCUUCAAGUAUGGGCACGUUGGUUAUCGACACAUAAAGGCUCUGUAUACAAGACUGGUAACGCGGAAUCAUUAUUGUCGGCCUUAAACUAUGUAUUUUUACAUCAAUGAAUGUACAUUGUUAUUACGUAUGAAAAUGUAAAAAUGUAACUAUACGCCUUAGUCGCCAAUAACUGACACGGUUUCCUCACAAGAUCAAAGCGGUUGAAAACCAUGAGAAUACUGUGAUCACAAACUAGCUGUAACUAAUAGCUCAAUAUAUAUGCCCUCGUACAACUACACGAUUGUAAGAGAUUCAUUAGGGACGAAAAUAUAAUACCCAUGUUAUAAA
Messenger RNA from Neodiprion virginianus, 1754 nucleotides. RefSeq names its product L-galactose dehydrogenase-like. The transcript is spliced from 8 exons. The record is from RefSeq and is a predicted model, not a curated record. Gene Ontology annotation, molecular function: L-galactose dehydrogenase activity. Gene Ontology annotation, cellular component: cytosol. Bases 383 to 1414 code for a protein of 343 amino acids. NCBI's taxonomy places the organism in Eukaryota, Metazoa, Arthropoda, Insecta, Hymenoptera, Diprionidae.